CGCUGAUGUGUUGGCGUUUGCCCUCUUGCAAGUUGGUCAGAUUUUUUUUCCGAGUUCCAACAUAAAUUUUAAAUUGUGCCGAAAUUACGCGAAACAAGUACCCCGCCUCGUCGAACACAAUGGCCAACGUAACGAACCUGCUCCACAUCAACGUGGACAAACUGUUCGAGCAGUGCGGCGUCGCGGACAUUGACCUGGUGCACAAGCGUCUCCAGUCGGAGGUGGAACUCAAGCGGGAGGAACUCCGGACGAUGGUUGGGGAGCGCUACCGGGACCUGCUGAAGGCGGCGGACACCAUCGGCGAUAUGCGCACCACGGCCGGGUCGAUAAUCGAGAACGUGGACACGAUUCAGGCGGCCUGCCGGAAGUUGAACGACCACCAGCUGAUUGGCUUCCGGACGGAUCAUCAGCAGCGCAAGUUGCGCAAAACGACGAAUGAUAAUUUCCACGCCGUGAUCGUGCAGAUCAAGCUGCUGACCAGCCUUCCCGAGAUGAUCUGGAGUGCGAUCGACGGGGAGGAUUUUUUCGUGGCGACGCAGCUGUUUAUCUUUUCGCGGCACAUUUCGACGGGCCUGCAGCUGGACUCGAACGCUGCCCUGAUGGCCAAGUUUCCGGUGGCGAAGAAGCAGUGGGCGGUGCUGAGUCAGUUCUUCUACACGAUUAAGCAGAACUGUUCGAGUUGCUUGGAGCGGGAGGAUUUGCAGCCGGAAGUGGCGGCCAAGUGUUUGGCCAGCCUGGUGCUGCUGGAAAGCUGCCAGCUGGAUCAUAUUCUUUCCGUUUUUGUUCAGAUGCGGUUGAAGGCGUUCGCGGGCGUUUUGGCGGAGGGUUCGCGCCACGAGAAGGUUAGAGAUAAAAUUUUAGCUAGUUUGAAGCUGUUGAUGAACACGGUUGAGCUGAUUCACACAUGCUUCGUUGGGGUUGAUGGGUUGUUGAUGCGAGAGUUGAACUUCAUUACCGGUGAGAAUGCCCAACCUACGAUUGGAUUGAUCAAAUCGGAAGAUCCAAAAAUCAUUCAAACAUUGCCGGAUAUAAUCAGCAGAUUUAGACCUAGAAUACAGCUUGAGGCGUUAGGCGAUGAAAGAGUAGGUAAACAUUCAAACAUCUGGCUGCAGAACGUGGAGAAAAUUGCGACGAAUCAGCUGAGCAAGUUGAUGAACCUUGUGCCGUCGAUUAAGGUGCUGCACGAUAUAAGAAAGCUUUCGCUGACGGUGGCCAAGAAGCCGGAAAGUUGGUCUUCAACUUGUGCUGAGUUGUCUCUGCAGGAAUCGUUGGAUUUCUACAGCAAGUUUUAUCAACCGCUGAUCAACGCCAGAGUCAGAACCAUUAUCAAACAGUGCUGGCUGGAAACGAUAGCCCAAAAUGGUGACGACGUUUCAAAGUUGCUUACGAUGAACGCCAGCAACAAACAGCUGAGAGAUGUGAAAUCAUACGUUUGGCAAGAGUCCAGCGAAGAUGUUCCUCUGAACUUGAAGGACGCGCUGGACUGCGCAAAUCUUGCCUCGCAUCAGCUGUUGAUGAAGUCGCGAGCAUUCCCACCUCCGCUGGUUGAGCUGGUUUCCUCUCUGGACAACCGACUGGAAUCGCUCACGAAGGACGUGACGACCUUCUUGGGUGCGUCAACCCCCGAUGAGGCACAACAGUUGAUUGAAUUCUACAGCGAUUGCAGCUCCGAAAGCAUCUCCCAGCUGCUAACAACUAUCAAGUCAGCAGACUAUGAACGUUCGCCGGAAAAUUACGUCCUGUUGGCGAGGCUCCUUGUGGCUUUCAAAGAACUCUGCCCUGCGUUGAAGAAAUGCCUCACGCCGUCGCAGUUGAGCAACGCUGAAACACUCAUGCCCUGGCAAAGUGAAGAUUCCGAGUUGGAUGCCAAGAAAGAUCGCUGGAACAACGCCGCUGGCCUGCUGGACGAAGAAAGCCUCGCAUUCUGGAAGCUUUGGCUGGAGCAGUUUGUUAAGAAGUGGCCCGUCCUUGAAGGGAACGUAGGCUAUCACACGCUGCUGACGGAAUUUCCGCUCUGGGACACGGUGACCAUCGAGGAAAACGACGAGCAAAACCAGCCCGUUCAAUCCACCAUCCGCGUCCCCGCCAUGCCCAGCUUCCCCCUUCAAAAGCUCCUCCACGUGAUCGCCACCCUCCUCAACUCCCUCAUCCCGCACACGAUCCCCAAGCGCAUCAUCUCCCAAAUCCUGGACCUCAUCGGGAACCGUCUCCUCGCCCACUACCAAACCCUCACCGCCAGCGAGUUUAUCCAGCGAAACCAAAACUGCUCCCUGCAGUACUACUUCGACCUCAAAUUCAUCCAGCUCCUGUUCACCGCGGAUCGCGAAAAGAAGCAGCAGACCGACGCCCUGAUCGCCACCUACCGCGCCCACAUCGAUCCGUUCGAUUUCGACGUGUUUCACGCGCACGUCAACGCCAACGUCAAGCGGGCCGUCACGCGGAUGCAGCACUUCUUCGGCGUGCUGCUCGUCAACGGUGAGCCGGCUUUGGGGGGGUCGGCGACGACAACGGCCAACAAAAGUGGUCAGGACCGGAAUCCGAACAUUUUGGCGCUCGCCUCGAACAGCGCGAGUGAAACGUGGUUCCCGCUGUUGCCGAUUGUGACGAAAGAGGCGACGGCGCAGGGCAAUGCGGGACAGGAUGCGCCGAAGGUGGCCAAAGUGGCGGAUGAGAAGCAGAAGCAGCCCGGUGGCCGUGCCCCACCCAGAGAGAACCAAGCGCCCCCGAAAGCCAGGGAACCCUCCCGGGAGCCUCCCACGCCGUCGUCAUCAUCAUCCGCCGUAACGGCCCAAAAUUACGCCAAGGGUGCGGCUGCAUUCUUCGGCUUGGACAAGGACUGGUUCCGGUAAGAAGGGGAAGGAAACAAGAUAUUUUUUUCCGAUCUAAUAUUAACCGUUGCACCGUUUUUUGCGUCUUUAUUAAGGUCACCUAAUUUUAAUGCGUCUUAAGUCUUAUUUACAAUAUCUUAACGUUAAAAAUAAACAAAUAGAGAAGAAACAAAAUAAAUACUUGCAAGUUUAGAGAGUUAUAAAUUUA
Molecule: messenger RNA, 3036 nt
Organism: Culex quinquefasciatus (southern house mosquito)
Lineage: Eukaryota; Metazoa; Arthropoda; Insecta; Diptera; Culicidae
Gene: Cog1
Product: conserved oligomeric Golgi complex subunit 1
Exons: 4
Coding region: 120-2849 (909 amino acids)
Biological process (GO): intra-Golgi vesicle-mediated transport
Cellular component (GO): COG complex; Golgi apparatus
Source: RefSeq, a predicted model, not a curated record